Hymenoscyphus albidus is the source of this 263-nucleotide messenger RNA. The record is from the annotation of a GenBank genome assembly. NCBI's taxonomy places the organism in Eukaryota, Fungi, Ascomycota, Leotiomycetes, Helotiales, Helotiaceae.
AUGCCUUUCCGUUAGAUAUUGUGUAUAUAUCCUUUAUAGACCCCUUCUCUAUUCCCUUUUACUAUCGAACAAUGCUCUUCGGGAAGGACCAGGACGAGGAAUGGAUGACGAGAGACUAUGAGGAUGACUUGUUUGACUACAAUAUGAACACUUCUCCAAGAACCGAUAAGGAUAACUUGGGAGGAUUAGACUUUCGAGGGGAUAUAGUCAACGGCGGUCGAAUGUCUAUGGUCGGAGACGACGCAUCUAUCGAGAUGAGAUAG